Molecule: messenger RNA, 2844 nt
Organism: Marasmius oreades (fairy-ring Marasmius)
Lineage: Eukaryota; Fungi; Basidiomycota; Agaricomycetes; Agaricales; Marasmiaceae
Exons: 9
Coding region: 217-2550 (777 amino acids)
Biological process (GO): carbohydrate metabolic process; protein quality control for misfolded or incompletely synthesized proteins; glycoprotein catabolic process
Cellular component (GO): nucleus; cytosol
Molecular function (GO): peptide-N4-(N-acetyl-beta-glucosaminyl)asparagine amidase activity; carbohydrate binding
Source: RefSeq, a predicted model, not a curated record
CGAAGCUAGCACCCACCGCAGCCCACAACAGCGUGCUUUUCUGACUUCCGACUGCCUACCAGUUUAUUCAAGUUUUUUCACCUCUCACCACGAUGCUCUACUACUGCGCCUGCGAUCUUAAGAGAGGCAGUUUGUACCUCACGUUUAUCGGACACUCGCUAUCACGGACAUCCUCGAUGGUAUCUUCAAUAGGUCCUUCCUGGUGCAUGCGGUUCUAUGCGUACGGAUCUGAACAGAUCAGAAACGAUGACGAGUAAAGGUGUCAGGCGACUCACCCACACUCAUCGUCGUCUUUCAGCUCUCCUACUGGCAACUGCAUCUUCCCUGAUCUUCCUCUCGUCAACUAAUGCUCAACCCCAAUUCCCCUUGCCAUCCUCGUUCGUAAACCCGCUCAUCGGCAGUACUGGUCCCGAACCCAACUUGUCAGGAGGAACAAUCCCAUCGGUAUCACCCCCUUUUGGUUCUUGCAGAUGGGUAGUCCAAAACCAACAAAACUGGGUCUCUCAAACUCCCUUCAACUACAGUGACAACUAUCAAGUCCAUGGAUUCAUUGGAACACGCCAACCAGCCAUUUGGAUGGGCGAAAGUGCGUGGGUUGGUGUUGUCCCCGGGAGUGGCGAUAAAAUCAAAACAGGUUGGGACGAGAGAGGGAUGAACAGGGUUAAUGGGAGUGAAGAGUUUGGCGUUGGGUUUUACGGCGUUGAACUUGAGCAAGAAAAAGGGAAAGUCAAAGUUGAAAUGAGCGCAACGUCUCGAGUGGGCCACUUUCGUUUCACGUUCACGGGUACAGAACAACCGUACAUAUUCGUCCCUGUCACUCGUCGAUCAGCGCUGUUCCACGACGGAGAUAUUUUCGACCACUCCUACUUCCCGACUGGCACGGUUGAGCUCACGGAGCCUGGGAAGGGAGGCGGUUCGCUCCAAGUAUGUGGAUCUAACGAUGAAAUGCAAGACCAAGUUCUCGUUCCUACAUCCAUAGCUGAGAAUGCAAGCAAUUUCAAAGGCUUUUUCUGUGCUCAGUUCUCCGUUCACUCCUCGUAUGGUAUCACGUUAGGAAAUACCACAAAAGAACGUGUGGUUUCGGGAAGCGGGCGUGAACUUGGUGCCUUUAUUAGGUUCAACGCUGCUUCCAAAGCCAGCACGGUGGUCGACGUUCGGAUUGGCACAUCUCUGAUUUCGACCGAUCAGGCUCGAAAGAACAUCGAUAACGAAAUCCCGGAGAGCGAUAAAGUCGAAGCAACUCGCAAGAAGACGGAGGCAAAGUGGGCAGAAAAACUCGGGAGAUUCGAGAUCGACACGGACGAUGAAGAAGGCAAGACUGUCUUCCUGACGGGCAUUGUUAGAGCUAUGCAGUUUCCCUACGAAGUCCAUGACCCCUCUCCAACAGGAGCGAGCCAAUAUUAUUCGGGCUACGAUAAUGCAGUCCAUGAAGGAGAUUCUUAUAGUGGGUAUUCGAUCUGGGACACUUACCGUGCAGCAUGGCCUCUUCAGCUCCUCUUUGCUCCUGAACGAAUCCCCGGAUUGAUACGUAGCAUGUUGCACGACUAUCAAGAAGGCGGAUGGUUACCUAUGUGGAAGAACAUUGUCGAAACCAAAACCAUGGUGUCCACGCACGCCGAUUCUCUCUUAUCCGAAGGCAUUCGAAAAGGAUUUAUGUCCGCUUUUACAGACGAAGACCUGAAGAUAAUGUGGCAAGCUGUGUGGAAGGAUGCGUCUGUCCCACCUGCCAAUGAUGGAAGUACGGUCUACAGUGAUCGUCAGGAGGGUGUAGACUUUGAGGUUCGAGCGGGUUUGACGACCUACUUGAAUGAAUCCAUGGGUUGGGUAGCGGACGAUGUCCAUUCAGAGAGCGUCAGUAGGACGUUGGAUUAUGCGUACGAUGAUCACGUCCUCUCAAUCCUCUCUUCUCUUCUCCCCGUUCAGAUCACCUCCAUCGUUAACAAUACAAACGUGACAGAAUUCCUAAAUGCCCGUGCCCGUAGGAACAUCUGGACUGUCUGGAAUGAUAACGCCACUGCGAAGGGUGAAGGGAAUGGCAAAGGAUAUGUCCAAGCCCGAUUCCUCAACGGCUCCUUCAAUUCAGACAUUACCUCAGGGUUUACCGAAGGCACUCGGGAGGUGUAUUCGUUCUCUCAAGGGUUCGUGUGGGGCGAUUUGAUACAUGAUUUGAUAGAGAGGAGGGGUGGCGUAAGUCGCUUUGUUGAUAGUUUGGAUGAAUUUUUUGAUGGUGGAGAGGUCGAUUUCACGAAUGAGCCAUCCCACCAUACCCCAUAUCUUUACGCUCUAGCGUCACCGGACCAUGCAAGGUCGACACAGAAACGUGUACGAGAGCUCGCCAAGGCCAAUUUCAAUAAUGCGCCAGAGGGAUUAAGCGGGGUGUGUUUCUUCGCGGCGUCCCUUUUUGGUGCUGACUAUUUACUAUUCUUUUUUCUCAGAAUGAGGACUGCGGUCAAACGAGCUCCUGGUACAUAUUCUCCGCAAUGGGUUUCUACCCUGUUGAUCCAGCGAGCGGGGAGUACGUUUUCGGUUCGCCCUUCUUCUCAAGGAUGACUCUGCAUAUUCCGAAAUCUUUGAUUCAUGGAGAUCAAGACCCGCACGGAACGUAUAAUUCGACGACGGACAGUUAUGUACUUCAAAUCCUGGCGGAAGGGGCAGAGAAUAAGUGGUUUGUCGAUGAUGUAAGAGUGAAUGGGGUUUCUAAGAGGGAUACGUGGAGGGUUAAACAUGAAGAUAUUGUUUGGGGUGGAGUUAUUGAGUUUGAUAUGACUGAUUAAGAAGGACGUGUAUGACAACCGAUCUCGAGAAUGUACAGUAUCUGACCAAAUGUGACCGCGUAAUUAUGUA